CACGUUUAUACACCCCUAAUAUAUGUGAAACUCCAAACAAUCUAUAAACAAGGAGAUGUAAUAAAGGAAACAUGUUUAACAGAAAGAAAUCUAUAAAGUGAGUGGGAUAAAGAGAAUGAUGAUGUUCUUCUUCAAUUAGCAACGUCAUUUAUUUGGUAUCAUUACCAUACCCAACGGUUCUCUUCUCCCCAAGUAAAAGUGCAACCAAAAAUAAAAGAAAAACAAUUUGCAUUCUGACACAAACAAUUAAAUAAGGUAUCUACUAGACAAGUUCAUGUGUGGUGUGAAAAUGGAAAAUCAGUUAAUAACAGUAACAUCAUCAUAAUACUCACCAUUCCUUUUCUUUAAAGAGACAUGAACGCUACUUCAGUUUCAAAGCUACUCCUUGUAGUAGUUACAACAUUGUUUGUUUUGUUUUUGGGUUGUCAUAGCAAAGUUACAUACGAUAGAAAGUCUCUUCUCAUCAAUGGCCAAAGAAGAAUCCUAAUUUCUGGUUCCAUUCACUAUCCUAGAAGCACCCCUGAAAUGUGGGAAGAUCUAAUUAGGAAAGCCAAACAUGGUGGUCUUGAUGUUAUAGACACUUAUGUCUUCUGGGAUGUUCAUGAACCAUCUCCUAGCAAUUACAAUUUUGAAGGAAGAUAUGAUUUAGUAAGGUUUAUUAAGACAGUGCAAAAAGCGGGGCUUUAUGCCAAUCUUCGCAUUGGACCUUAUGUAUGCGCUGAGUGGAACUUUGGAGGAAUUCCUGUUUGGUUGAAGUAUGUGCCCGGGAUAAGCUUCAGAACGGAUAAUGGGCCUUUCAAGGCUGCAAUGCAAGGUUUUACUCAGAAGAUUGUCCAAAUGAUGAAGAGUGAAAAGUUGUUUCAGUCUCAGGGUGGUCCAAUAAUUCUUUCUCAGAUUGAGAACGAAUACGGACCAGAGAGCAGGGCAACAGGAGCUGCUGGUCAUGCAUACCUAAACUGGGCUGCAAAUAUGGCUGUUGGAUUGGGAACAGGAGUCCCUUGGGUGAUGUGCAAGGAAAAUGAUGCCCCAGAUCCUGUGAUUAAUUCAUGUAAUGGUUUUUACUGUGAUGAUUUCUCUCCAAAUAAACCAUAUAAGCCUAGCAUGUGGACCGAGUCUUGGAGUGGCUGGUUUACAGAUUUUGGUGGCCCAAUUCACCAGCGACCAGUUCAGGAUCUAGCAUUUGCAGUUGCUCGUUUCAUUCAGAAGGGUGGCUCGUAUGUGAAUUACUACAUGUACCAUGGAGGAACCAAUUUUGGACGAUCAGCUGGGGGUCCAUUCAUUUCUACAAGCUAUGACUAUGAUGCUCCAAUUGAUGAAUAUGGUUUGGUCAGGCAUCCAAAAUAUAGUCAUUUGAAGGAGCUUCAUAAAGCUAUCAAGCAAUGUGAGCAUGCUUUGGUUUCAUCGGAUCCUACUGUUACACCAUUAGGAACACUUCAGCAGGCUCAUGUAUUCUCUGCAGGAACUACAGGAUGUGCAGCUUUUCUAGCAAACUAUCAUCUAAAGUCUGCUGCUACUGUGGUUUUCAAUAGCAGGCACUAUGACUUGCCUCCAUGGUCCAUAAGCAUCCUUCCUGAUUGCAGAACUUCCGUAUUUAAUACUGCAAAUGUGGGAACUCAAACGUCAGUGGUAAAAAUGCGUCCUGUCGAUUCUAGGUUCUCAUGGGAGACCUAUGAUGAAGAUCUAUCUUCUCUAGACGAAAGUUCAAGGAUUACAGCUGCUGGACUCUUAGAACACCUCAAUGUUACAAGAGACACCAGCGACUAUCUAUGGUACAUAACCAGUGUUGACAUAAGUUCAUCAGAAUCAUUUCUUCGAGGAGGACACAAACCCAACAUUAAUGUGCAGUCUGCAGGACAUGCCGUCCAUGUGUUUGUUAACGGGCAAUUUUUAGGGUCUGCAUUUGGGACGAGGAAACAGAGAAGUUGCACAUUUAAUGGGCUAGUUAAUCUACAUGCUGGAGCAAAUAAAAUUGCUCUUCUCAGCGUGACUGUCGGAUUGCCGAACGUUGGCCGACAUUAUGAAACAUGGGAGACAGGGAUCACUGGUCCAGUUGUGCUCCAUGGUCUCGACCAUGGACCGAAGGAUUUGUCGCAUAAUAAAUGGUCUUAUCAGGUUGGACUAAAAGGAGAGGCUGUGAAUUUGGUAUCACCCAAUGGGGUCUCAGAUAAUGAUUGGGUUCAAGAUUCACCAGCUACUCCAAGCCGGUCAGAACUAAAAUGGUACAAGGCUUAUUUUAACACACCUGAGGGCAACGAACCAUUGGCUUUGGACCUGGGAAGUAUGGGUAAGGGCCAAGUAUGGAUAAAUGGACAGAGCAUAGGAAGAUUUUGGAUGGCUUAUGCAAAGGGUGACUGCAAUUCCUGCAACUAUUCUGGGACAUUCAGACCUGCAAAGUGCCAACUUGGUUGUGGACAACCCACUCAAAGAUGGUAUCAUGUUCCAAGGUCCUGGCUAAAGCCAACAAAGAACCUGAUAGUAGUGUUUGAAGAACUUGGCGGGAAUCCUUGGAAAAUUUCGUUGGUGAAGAGAACAGUACAUACUGCCGCAGCUCGUUAGUGAACUCAAUUGUAAGUUCACUCGUGAAUUCUCUGGCUUUGCCUGAAACGGGGGUAGCCUUGGUGCAAUAAGUUAGAUAAGUUGCAUUCAGUUUGUAUGUAGCUUCGCUUAGGGGUUUAGGUGUGUAUCUCUCUUCUUGAUCUUGCACCAAACCACCAUGAUUUUAAAUAAAAGAUGCAGCCUAGAUUAUCAUUUGUAAUUUACAAUCUUCAAUGUGUCAUUUUAUUGUAUCUAGCUGGCAGAGGAAUUACAAUCUUAAGACGGGUGCCUUAUAUUUUUCUUUCCAAUUUGUUUGUACAUACAAGUUAUAAACAUGUUCUUGGUUUCCUUUCAA
Molecule: messenger RNA, 2890 nt
Organism: Medicago truncatula (barrel medic)
Lineage: Eukaryota; Viridiplantae; Streptophyta; Magnoliopsida; Fabales; Fabaceae
Product: beta-galactosidase 5
Exons: 18
Coding region: 355-2556 (733 amino acids)
Biological process (GO): carbohydrate metabolic process
Molecular function (GO): hydrolase activity, hydrolyzing O-glycosyl compounds
Source: RefSeq, a predicted model, not a curated record